AUGGCUAGUAUUUUGGUUUCACCGGUCGACGCCCUUGCGGACGCUAUUGCCCCGCAAGCCGAUUAUUUACACUGUCUAAUUGCCGUGCUGGCUAAUGUUAAUUUGACCGACUAUUCGUUUCCUGUCUAUCCCAACGAAUUCCUGAGAUACGAGCAGAACCUAAUUCCUAGAUUCAAAACGCUAGCCACUACAAGGAUCCAACAAGAGAUAGCCGAACAAGAAGAACGAGAAAAAUCAUUGCUCAUCCACCACUUGGACAAUAAGGUCAUCGACAUUGCAAAACCUCAGCCAGAGGUACUUCCCGUGGUGAUGAAGGAGCCGUUGCAGAGAAGCGUUUCUGCCGAGAAGGAAGUGAAAACCCCGACGAUGUUCAAACCGAACCCGAAUGCAGGUGCGGGCGUGAACCGUGGGAACAGGCGCCUGACUGGGUACGCUGGACUGCACAAGUUGAUGAAUCCGGCUGGUUCCUUGGUCGGGAACUCCGUUGGCUCGAACAACACCAAGGGCCUAAUGGAGAAAUUCCUGGCUUCCAGAGGAAAAAUGACCAACGUAAUGCCGACGUUCAACAAGUCCGUGGAUCCAUCUAUUCGAACGUCCAAGCCUCAGCAGCGACCAAGCCCGAAGAAAACUGAGUCGCCGAUGCAGACGAUCGCCACAGCAGUGAAGGCAGAGGAUGGGGCGCCAACGUCCCGUCGGCAGAUCAGCGGCGCCGCGAAGCAGAUCAUGCGCCGGACGUACGCCACCGCUGAAGAAAAAAUCCAGCUGGAGCUCCAAGAGAUGAAGCAGCGCGAAAAGGAACUCAGGUACGUGUCAACACCGCUGCUAUGUGUGAUCUGC
Molecule: messenger RNA, 837 nt
Organism: Notodromas monacha
Lineage: Eukaryota; Metazoa; Arthropoda; Ostracoda; Podocopida; Cyprididae
Source: the annotation of a GenBank genome assembly